AAAAUCUAGAGGGGGGAUUCAAUAUAUGAAUGUUAGAUUUUCUAUACAACCUGCCAUUUCCAAAUAUUGAAGACAGUUUAUUUCUAUAAAUUUACUUCACUGGUGGAAACAGCGUCAGUCCUUUUGUCUCGCUGUUCCCGUUGCUCAUCAUUUCGUUCACCCCCAGAAAUGAUAUGGAACAGCCCAAUAGUACAGGCAGCUUGCGGUAAAGUGACCCACCAUGCCAGGACUGGUUGUGUUUGGGCGGCGAUGGGAGAUUGCCAGUGAUGAUCUGCUGUUUCCUGGUGGACUGGAGAUCUUCAUAAGGGCGAUAUGGCUUCUGGCAAUCUCCAUUGUCUACAAUGAGCACAGAGACUUACUGAAAUGUGCAGAUGGCAAUCUGCUGGCAGCAUAUCUGAUAGGAGUUAUAGUACAACUAUGUCUCAUCAUUGUCAUCAAUGCCUGGAUCGUCCACGUCAGCAUGCAAGGGACCAUCACCAACUACAGGCCUAGGAAACAAAUGCCCUCAUUGUUGUAUGUACGCUUUGCACUUUAUAUACCAGAGCUGGCUUGGGACAUCAUCGGAACCUACUGGACAUUCCGUGACCAUGUCGGCUGCAAUAGGGAUGUGGUGGCCAUAGUGGAAGGAGCGGUCAUUUUCAGCUGGAUCAUCCUUGUGAUCACGGUUGUGGGGAUCGCCGUGAUCUUUGACCCGUUGGGGUCCAGGAACCGGUUCUCAUACUGGCCAGAGGAACAGCAGGGUCUGGAGAGCGGUGAAACGGACCAGUUGAUGACGUCAGCACGAUCUGCUGCCGCUCGCGUCUGGGAAAACAGGUGCAAAGUGCUGUGCUGUUGUGCAGGUUUCGAUGAACACAGCCAGAAUGCCUUCAGUGAUGUAGCACAGAUUAUAGCAGAUUUUUUCAAGGAUGUUGAUUUGACCCCCAGUGACAUCGCAGCAGGUUUGGCUCUCCUCCAAGAAGAUCAGGAUCGACACUGCAUCUCAAGAGACCCCAUGUCCAUAGUAACAACCCAGCCCCAACCCCAUAGAGAUCCUCGCUUGGAGGAUUUGGGAUUAGUUGCACACUACAUGAAGUUUGCCAUGGCGGCAUAUGGCUGGCCUCUGUAUGUUUAUACAAACCCACUUACAUCACUGUGUCAGCUAAGUACUGAAUGCAGCUGUUGCAGCUGUACAUCUGGACAGGUGGAAGGUGGAGCGUUGAUCAUGUCAGACAACUGCUGCAGGUGUCACCUGGCCGGGAUCCUCCGCCACACGGGGCUCAUGGCCACUGAUGUUGUCUAUGCAACAUUCCACAACAAGGUUUAUGAGAUACCAUUUUUUGUUGCACUGGACCAUGACAGGAGAUCUGUAGUUGUGGCAGUUCGAGGGACGCUCUCUCUCAGGGAUGCCUUAACAGACUUGUCAGCAGAGAGUGAGACCAUUGAUGUGGAAGGGGUGGAAGGAACCUUUGCUCACAAGGGAAUUUUGCAGGCAGCCAUCUUCAUCCACAAAAAGUUGGAGGAGGAAAACAUCCUUGCUAAUGCCUUCUGGAAGGUCCCAGACUACAGUUUGGUUGUGGUUGGCCACAGCCUCGGAGCUGGCACUGCCUCCCUGCUGUCCAUCCUGCUCAGACCUGCAUACCCUAGGCUCUUCUGUUAUGCUUACUCACCCCCUGGAGGACUCAUGAGUAAGUCUACAGCAGAGUACACCAAGAACUUCACCUGUUCCAUAGUGCUUGGGAAAGACUUGGUGCCCAGACUUGGCAUCUCUACUAUGGAAGACCUCAAGUCCAAGCUAAUUUCUGCAAUAAACAGCAGUGACAAACCCAAGUACAAGAUCCUGGUAGGCGGGGUGUGGUACACUCUGUGUGGCAGUGCAGAUCCAGCCACUCCCUCAUCCACUGCUGCACCAUCACCAAACUUAACCCAGCCUCUAUUGGAUGAAAUCACUGGCAUGCCUCCUGGAUGUGGCUAUACUAGCCAACCAGAUGACACCUCACUAAGAAGACAGGGAGCAGCUACCCAACCUGCCCCUCUGUACCCACCAGGUCACAUCAUUCAUAUUGUAGAAGUUGAGCCUGCAAGCUCCUGCUUGAGUCAGCCUACGUACGGAGCUGUCCUGGUGGACACCGACUAUUUCACUAACAUCAUCGUCAAUCCCAAAAUGCUGAGUGAUCACAUGCCUGAUGCAGUCAUGAAAGCCCUGGACCAACUGGUGCAAGUCCAAGCAAGAGGACUGCAGCCUUUCCAGCAGCACUGCAGUCAGCCUGUUGUGUAGGACAGAGACCUGCAGCACUGCAGUCAGCCUGUUGUAUAGGACAGAGGCCUGCAGCACUGCAGUCAGCCUGUUGUAUAGGACAGAGGCCUGCAGCACUGCAGUCAGCCUGUUGUAUAGGACAGAGGCCUGCAGCACUGCAGUCAGCCUGUUGUAUAGCACAGAGGCCUGCAGCACUGCAGUCAGCCUGUUGUAUAGCACAGAGGCCUGCAGCACUGCAGUCAGCCUGUUGUAUAGCACAGAGGCCUGCAGCAUUGCAGUCAGCCUGUUGUAUAGCACAGAGGCCUGCAGCACUGCAGUCAGCCUGUUGUAUAGCACAGAGGCCUGCAGCACUGCAGUCAGCCUGUUGUAUAGCACAGAGGCCUGCAGCACUGCAGUCAGCCUGUUGUAUAGGACAGAGGCCUGCAGCACUGCAGUCAGCCUGUUGUAUAGCACAGAGGCCUGCAGCACUGCAGUCAGCCUGUUGUAUAGCACAGAGGCCUGCAGCACUGCAGUCAGCCUGUUGUAUAGCACAGAGGCCUGCAGCACUGCAGUCAGCCUGUUGUAUAGCACAGAGGCCUGCAGCACUGCAGUCAGCCUGUUGUAUAGCACAGAGGCCUGCAGCACUGCAGUCAGCCUGUUGUAUAGCACAGAGGCCUGCAGCACUGCAGUCAGCCUGUUGUAUAGCACAGAGGCCUGCAGCACUGCAGUCAGCCUGUUGUAUAGCACAGAGGCAUGCAGCACUGUAGGACUGAUGUCUGUUCUGCGAUUGCAGCCAAGCUGUAGUUUUCCUUACUUUUGAAUAUGUACCUUUUAUAUAAUUAGAGAGAACACUGUCAUUUUUUAACUAUCUGCAGGACAAAGUGGACCACACCUAGCCUGUCAGCUGGCCAUGCAUGCAGCCGUGUAUAUAGCCAGAAAAUGAAAGGUCAUAAAGCCAUGCAAGGUUGCAAUUGCAAGGAAAAAUGCAGUAAAAGCAGAUAAAAGGUUUCACAUCUUUUAGAGAAAUGUUUGCAUGAUUGUAUAGUUUUGGCGGUGUCAUUUCCAAAAUUUGGUUUGUCCUAUUGAUUGAAUAUGCAACCUCUACAGUAUGUGAUUGAUGUUAUCAUUGUUAUUUAGUUUGUGAAUAUGUAUACAGGUGUUUUGGAUUCAGAUGUUAACUUCAUGUAGAGUUUGAAGAGUCAAAUACAGAAAGGUUCAAGUGAG
Branchiostoma floridae (Florida lancelet) is the source of this 3436-nucleotide messenger RNA. RefSeq names its product diacylglycerol lipase-beta-like. NCBI's taxonomy places the organism in Eukaryota, Metazoa, Chordata, Leptocardii, Amphioxiformes, Branchiostomatidae. Bases 221 to 2254 code for a protein of 677 amino acids. Gene Ontology annotation, biological process: lipid metabolic process. The record is from RefSeq and is a predicted model, not a curated record. The transcript is spliced from 13 exons.